This is a messenger RNA of Myotis lucifugus (little brown bat), 5111 nucleotides long. It is a transcript of the gene CNTLN, whose product is annotated as centlein. Gene Ontology annotation, biological process: protein localization to organelle; centriole-centriole cohesion. The transcript is spliced from 26 exons. The coding region runs from base 1 to 3942 and encodes 1313 amino acids. The record is from RefSeq and is a predicted model, not a curated record. NCBI's taxonomy places the organism in Eukaryota, Metazoa, Chordata, Mammalia, Chiroptera, Vespertilionidae. Gene Ontology annotation, cellular component: centriole; centrosome.
AUGGUGUCAUUUUCUGAGACACAGAGGUGUACGUUUUGGAAAGGCUACAAAGCAAUGCAUUUAAAAUGUCUUCUUUUUUUUAAGGCUGAUAAAGAAUUUGUAUGGUCUUUGUGGAAACGUCUCCAGGUGACAAACCCAGAUAUCACACAAACAGUCAGUUUGAUUGUGGAAAGAGAAAAACAGAACUCUGAAGCUAAAGACAGAAAAGUUUUAGAAAUUCUGCAAGUCAAGGAUGCUAAAAUACAAGAAUUGGAACAGAGAGAAUCAGCACUAAAACAGGACAUAAAUGACCUUGUAAAGCGGAAGAUUGCAGUAGAUGAAGAAAAUGCUUUCUUAAGGAAAGAAUUCAGUGACUUGCAGAAGAAAUUUAAAGAUAAAAGGCAAGAAGUUAAGGACAGUAAAGAGUGUAUACAGAAUAAGGAAGAACAAAACAGACUGGUUAUAAAAGACCUGGAAGAGGAAAAUGAGAAAUUAAGUACCCGCUGUGUUGACCUGCUAAAUGACCUGGAGAGACUGAGGAAGCAGGAAGCUCAUUGGAAAAAAGAAAAAUAUAGCAUUGAUGCAAAAAUAAAGGCCUUUGAAGACAAUUUAAUGGAAGCAAGGAAAGAAAUUGAAGUUUCACAGAGUAAAUACAAUGCUCUCUCAUUACAGCUGACUAAUAAACAGACUGAACUUAUCCAGAAGGAUAUGGAUAUUACCCUGGUCAGGAAGGAGCUGCAGGAACUGCAGAAUCUUUACAAACAGAACAGUGCACAUACAGCACAGCAAGCAGAGCUGAUCCAACAGCUUCAGGUUCUGAAUAUAGACACACAAAAAGUACUGAGAAAUCAGGAAGAUGUUCAUACAGCGGAAAGUAUAUCAUAUCAAAAACUUUACAAUGAGUUACAUAUUUGUUUUGAAACCACAAAAUCAAGUGAAGCUAUGCUCCGGCAAAGUGUUGUUAGCCUUCAGGAUCAGCUAUUUCAAAAAGAGCAAGAAAAUGCUAAGUUAAAAGAAAAGCUUCAAGAAUCAACAGGAGCACCUUAUUCUUUACCUCAAGAAAGCGAUUCAGAUCACUCAGAACAGGUAUUUCAACGGCCAUCUUUAUCGAGUUUGGAAACCUUAAUGGUGUCACAGAAGUCUGAAAUUGAGUAUUUACAGGAGAGACUGAAAAUAGCAAAUGAAAAACUGUCAGAGAACAGAUUGAUCAACCAGGGUUCCUCAGAAAAGAGCAUCUGGACAAGUGUUGAAGGGAAACAAAAGGAACCACCUGUGAAACGUUCAAGGUCUUUGUCCCCAAAGAGCUCUUUCACAGACUCAGAGGAGCUAAAGAAGCUGAGAAAAGCUGAAAGAAAGAUUGAAAACUUAGAGAAGGCACUACAACUAAAGAGCCAAGAAAAUGAUGAGCUAAGAGAUGCCCAUGAAAAACGCAAGGAAAGGCUACAGAUGUUACAGACCAACUACAGGGCAGUAAAAGAGCAAUUAAAACAGUGGGAAGAAGGCAGUGGCAUUCCUAUUUUUAAAAUAAAGAGAGCAGAUCCCCAACAACUUCGACAAGAAGAUUCCGAUGCUGUAUGGAAUGAACUGGCCUAUUUCAAAAGGGAAAACCAGGAGCUAAUGAUUCAAAAGAUGAAUCUUCAGGAAGAAUUGGAUAAACUUAAAGUGCAUAUGUCUAUUGACAAAGCAACAAUACAAGAAUUGAAUACAUGGAUAGCAGAGAAAAAAGAAGAACAACUCUUUAGACAUGGUGAAGAUGAUGGGGUCAAGAAGAGUACUCCAGAGAAGAAUGGGAAAGAAAUGUCGGAGCAGACAUUACAGAAGGUCAUUGAGUUGGAAAAUCGGCUAAAAUCUUUUGAGAAAAGGUCGAGAAAAUUAAAAGAAGGGAAUAAAGAAUUAAUAAAAGAAAAUGAUUUCCUGAAAUCCCUCUUAAAACAGCAGCAAGAAGAGGCAGAGACCAGAGAAAAAGAGCUAGAACAACUACAAAAAGGGAGUAAAGAUGUAGUAAAAAACAAAGCUGAACUUCAAGUAAAAAUCAGUGAGCUCGAGAGAGAAGUCACUUCCCUAAGGAGACAAGUGGCAGAAACUAAUGUGUUAAAAAAUAAAAAUGAAGAGCCGAUUAAUUCAAUGGAGAAAUUGCAGCACUCAGUAGACAAAGCUAAAUCUGAGAUGGACACCACAGAAGUAAGAUCUGGGCAAUAUGAUUGUAAAACAACCACUACCAAGGUGAAAUUUAAAGCCGCCAAGAAAAAGUGCUCUGUGGGUCGUUACCACACUGUUCUCAAUCACUCCAUCAAGGUUAUGAGCAAUGUGUUUGAGAACCUCAGCAAGGACAAGGACUGGGAGGAUGUGAGUGAAAGCAGCAGUGAUUCUGAAAUACAGACCUCUCAAAAUUUAGGAACAAUUAUUGUAGAAACAUCCCAGAAAAUAAGUCCUAUAGAAGAUGGAAGAGACCAGAAAGAAAGUGAUCAAAUAGAAGACAGCCACAUGCAAGGAAAAAGAAUAGUACAAACAUAUUCAAAUACAGAUGGCAAGAUCCCGAAGGAUUAUUUUCAUUACAAGAAUGCCAAAAGGCCAACUUUUCAAAAGAAGAAUGGUAAUAUUCAAAAGAGUUCACAUACAACAGGUCCUACCAGAGUUUACAGAGAAAAAUUAAAAAGUAUAUCUGCCCAGAAAUCAAGUAGCAAUGUUAUUUUAUUACGAGAAAGAAUUAUAUCCUUGCAGCAACAAAACAGUGUACUUCAGAAUGCCAAAAAAACAGCAGAAUUGUCUAUUAAAGAAUAUAAAGAAGUCAAUGAAAAGCUCCUUCACCAGCAGCAAGUAUCUGAUCAACGAUUUCAGAUAAGCAGACAGACAAUAAAGAAGCUAAAUUUGGAUUUGGCUGAUCUUCGGAAAGAAAAAGAAGACUUAUUAAAGAAAUUGGAGUCCUCAUCUGAAAUCACAAGUUUGGGAGAAGUUUCCCAGGUAACAAUUCCACGGAUACAAGUUACAUCACUUGGUCCUUCAAGAAGCAUGGAUUUGGAAAUGAAGCAAUUACAGUGCAAACUAAAGAAUGCAACUAAUGAACUCACUAAGCAAUCAUCAAGCAUGAAGUCUCUGAAAUUUGAACUCCUAGCAAAAGAAGAACACAUAAAGGAAAUGCAUGAAAAGUUGUCUCGAAUGGAAAGGGAUAUAACCAUGAAAAGACAUUUGAUAGAGGACUUGAAAUUUCGACAGAAAGUAAAUUUGGAAAGUAAUGAGAGCAUUAAUGAAAUGUUAGAAAAUCUUGAAAAAAAGGUAAAGACAUUGACUGAAGAGUGUUCCAACAAGAAGAUAUCAAUUGAUUCACUAAAGCAAAGACUUAGUGUCGCCGUUAAAGAGAAGUCGCAGUAUGAAGAGAUGUAUCAGAAAACUAAAGAGGAAUUAGAAAAAAAGGAUCUCAAGCUUUCUCUCCUAGUAUCAAAAAUAAAUGAGACUGAAUCUGCAAUGGCAGACAUUGAAACAGCAGCUUCUAAGCAGCUUCAAGGAUUAGCAUUGCAAAGUGAGCAGGCCCUAGAAGGUGCACAGAAGAAACUGCAGAUAGCCAGUGAGAAAGUGGAAGAGUUCACCUUAUUUGUGAAGGCUUUGGUCAAAGAGUUACAAGUUGAUGUCCAUACAAUAAGGCGACAAAUCAGAGAGCUUAAAAGAAUGCAGAGAAAGAAGGAUGCUCAUAAAACCUCAACUCAUAAAGCCCAGACCUUGGCAGCUUCUAUCCUCAACAUUUCACGAUCAGAUCUAGAGGAAAUAUUGGACACAGAAGAUGAAGUGGAACUCAAAAGGACAAAGAUAGAUGCUGAAAAUGACAGGGAGUGGAUGUUGUAUAUUCAGAAACUUCUUAAAGGACAGCUUCCCUUUGCCUCAUAUUUACUAGAAGCAAUACUGGAGAAAAUAAAUGAAAAAAAGAAACUGGUUGAAGUAUAUUUCACAAUUAUGAAAGAUAUUAGAUGAUAUUACAAUGAAGAACUUUUUUCAAAUGUGAAAACUUUUUAUGUGGUGUGAUUAGAAAACAUGCAUUGCAAUCCUGAUACAGUAUAUACUCUGACUGUCAAUAUUCAGGUUCAAUACCAAAAUAGAAGUCUCCAAAACUAAUUAAUUGCUGAACACACGAGUGAAACUAAUUAAGUGCAUAGCCAUUUAAAAGGAAAUGGUGUAGCAUUUGAUUGUUGAAUACAAAUAUUGCCACAAAUCAAUGCAGACUUAAAAAUGAUUUUCCCUUCAUUGUAUUAGAAGAAAUCAGAACCAGCUUGGCACACUCACAUUGGGCUGAACAUAAAAACAAAAAGAUGUAAACAGAGGAUUUAAUAUGUUAAGGUUUAUAAAGAAACUAGACUUUUUACAUAAAACUGCUAUAAAUGGCCUUAAAUCAUCUAGUGAGUAAAACAUUUGUAUUGUAAGCAAAUAUAAAAUGAAGCAGCAUAACCUAAGGAUGAGCAUUUAGUGAAAUAACUUGUGUGGUCCAACUAUAUUUGUUCUCAAUAUUCUGGAUCAUAUAGGAGAUACUGUACUUUCUUAGAACUAUUUGGCAAAAAUAAAAGUAUUUUCUCCUUUUCUCUCUCUCUUUUUAAAUAUCAUACUCUUGGUGUGGUCAUAUAAAUUAGCAAGGGACCACAAACCCAGUGUAUAAAAUUAGGCUAGAUCCUACUGUAGUCAACUAGAGUUAAAUUCUUAACAGUGGUGCCAUCCAUGUUUGAUUCCUUUAAUCCACCAAACUUGCACCUGCCUCCAGUUUCUACCCUUGCUAUUCUCUUUCUAGAAUACUCUGUACUCAACUUUUCUCAUGACUGGCUCCUUCUCUUCCUUCAGGUUCAUCUUAUGUAUUCCUUCAGAGACACAUUCCCUGACCACCUUACACUUUAAUUUCAUUUAUAACACAAAACUGUCUACUUUAUGUGCUCACUUAUUUUGUUACUGUUUCCCCCCACCUUUAGAAUAGGACCCAUGAGGUUAGGCUGAGGUUGGCAAAUCUGGCUUGCCACCUGUUUUUGUGUGGCCUACCAACUAAAAUGAUUUUUACAUUAUCAAAUGUUUUUUUUAAAGGAGAAUAAUGUUUUGUAGCAUGUGAAAGUUAUAUGAAAUUCAGAUUUUAGUGUCCAUCAAUAAAGUUUUAUUGGAACACA